AUGAGUGCUGCAAUCCAAGCAUGGAUUGAGACAGCAAAGGCAAAGACAGAAGUUGCUAAAGCUAAGGCAGAAAAAUAUAAAAGUUCCUAUAGUGUGGAUGAUAAUAGUAUUGAUAAUGCAAAAGAUUGUUCCAUUGCUACAUGUGUGAGCCUUCUUGAAGCAAUAGAUGGAGUUGACAAUGCUACUUAUCUUAAAGCAAAAUGUAUUGGUGCAAUUGAUGGCACACACAUAAGCGCACAUGUUCCUGCUGAAAAGCAAGUUAGCUAUAGAGGUAGAAAAUCUAUAGUGACUCAAAAUGUUUUAUGUGCAUGCAAUUUCAACAUGAUGUUUACUUUCGUUUAUGCUGGUUGGGAGGGCACUACAAAUGAUUCAAGAGUUUUUCUUCAUGCAAUUACAAAAUCCGAAAAUAAAUUUCCAUUACCUAAAGAAGGUGAAUAUUAUGUUGUUGAUUCUGGAUUUCCAUGUACCAUGGGUUUUCUUCCUUCAUUUCGAGGUGAAAGAUAUCAUUUGCAAGAAUAUCAUGGUAGAGGUCCCCAACCAAGAGGACCAAAAGAAUUGUUUAAUUAUAGGCAUUCUUCACUUAGAAAUGUUAUUGAACGUUGCUUUGGUGUGUUGAAAGUGCAUUUCGAAUUUUGAAAAUGAUGCCACCUUACAAGCAAAGUAGAUAACCUUUGAUAGUUAUAGCUUGUUGUACACUACAUAAUUUCAUUUGAAAGUGGGCACAAAAUGAUGUUAUGUUUACACAAUGGGAAGAAGAAGAACAAGAGAUUGAAGAUGAAGAAGCUAGUACAAGUGGAUCAAACAAGUGUAGAUUUGUCAGACGAAGCAGCAACAGCUAUGGCAGCUUAUCGAAAUCAACUUUAACAAGUAAUGUGGCAUGACUAUGUUAUUCAUAUGUAAAAUUAGUAAUUUAAUGGAUAUUUAUAGCUGGAGAUUUUAUAUUAGACUUAUAAAAUUUAA
Ziziphus jujuba (common jujube) is the source of this 960-nucleotide messenger RNA. RefSeq lists its product as uncharacterized. The transcript is spliced from 3 exons. The coding region runs from base 1 to 636 and encodes 211 amino acids. The record is from RefSeq and is a predicted model, not a curated record. NCBI's taxonomy places the organism in Eukaryota, Viridiplantae, Streptophyta, Magnoliopsida, Rosales, Rhamnaceae.